This is a messenger RNA of Trichoderma virens Gv29-8, 2910 nucleotides long. Its product is annotated as non-ribosomal peptide synthetase. NCBI's taxonomy places the organism in Eukaryota, Fungi, Ascomycota, Sordariomycetes, Hypocreales, Hypocreaceae. The coding region runs from base 1 to 2910 and encodes 969 amino acids. The transcript has 8 exons. The record is from RefSeq and is a predicted model, not a curated record.
AUGCAGUAUGGCCCCAGGCUCCCGUGCCCUUUCCCAACUGUUACAUCAUCCUUCUAUCAUCAUGUCCUGUCUUUCCCAGACAAUGUGGCCCUCCAUGACCUGUCUGGUGCGACCACCAGACAGAUCACAUACCGCCAACUCGGUGCUCGAGUACAGGCCUUGGCCGCAGAACUCCGCAGCCUUGGUGUACGUCCUCACCAGAGAGUCCCUCUCGUUGUAAAGAGGAGCGCUGAGAUGGUAGUGGGUAUUUGGGCCAUCCUCUCUUGUGGUGCUCAAUAUGUUCCCCUUGACGGGGGCGUUGUGCCCGAUUCAACCAUACGGCAUGUCUUUGAACAGUCUGGUGGCAACAUCAUUUGCUGCCUACCAUCAACUGUUCAUCGCAUCCGUGAUCUCUGCCCAGGUGCCACUCCUGUCAUUAUUGAGCAGCAGCAGCAGCAGCUCGAUGAACUGACCCAUGAUGGGAAAUGGAUGGACUUGGCCACUCCUGAUGGCGGAUGUUACAUCAUUUACACAUCCGGUACAACAGGCAAGCCCAAAGGUGUUGAUGUAACACACAGAAAUGUUGCCAAUCUUGUCUGCAUGUCUCCCGGGAACCUGGGUAUUCGACCAGGUCACCGGGUGGGACAAGUCCUCAACAUCAGCUUUGACAUGGCUGCCUGGGAGAUCUUUGCAUGCCUGUGUAACGGUGGCACCCUUGUCAUCCGGGGUUCUAAGUGGGAACCCGCUAUUGAGCUGCUCGAUACCUUGAUUUGUACACCAACUAUUCUGUCCAAGUACCCUCCUACCAAAUACCCCAAGAUCAAAGUCGUUGCUACCGCCGGUGAACCUACUUCGCAAGACCUAGCUGAUCUGUGGGCCAAACAUGCCACGUACUGGAAUUGCUGCGGUCCUACGGAAACGACCAUUGUCAACACUAUGCAGAAACACAUUGUUGGUGAUGGCCUAUCUAUCGGCCGCCCUACUCCCAAUAACCACGUCUAUAUCCUCGAUGACAAUGGGAAGCCUGUACCGGUAGGUGAAUCCGGUACCAUGUGGGCCGGCGGAUACGGAGUGUCUCGCGGUUACGUUGGCCUUGAGGCCAAGACAAAGGAGUCUUACAUUCCAGAUCCCUUUACCAACGAUGGAUCCAAAAUGUAUUGUACCGGUGAUUUGGGGCAGUGGCGGCCUGAUGGCUCCAUUGAAAUUCUGGGUCGAGUCGACGACCAAGUCAAGAUCAAGGGUUUCCGUGUUGAAUUGGACGGAGUGUCAUCGUCUAUGGCUUCAGCGCCAGGCGUCACUCGUGCCUGUGCACUCUUGAUUGAUGGAGAAAUCCAGGGGUUUGCCGUCCCCUCUACCCAAGAUGCUGAAGCCAUUCUGGAGCACACCCGCAAACUUCAACCCUACUAUGCUGUGCCAUCUAGCAUUCAUCUUCUGGAUGAAUUUCCUACAACGGCCAAUGGAAAGAUUGACAAGAAAUCUCUACGCAUGCUGGCUAUUGGACCGGCAUCUCCCACGAUCUCUGAAUCUUCCACCGUGUUCAGUAGCACCUUUCAACCGGCUACUCUGCCAGAGGAUACGACCGAAAAGACGCUCGAUUUAUUGGGAGAUAUUCCCGAAAAGAAGUGGCCCAAGCCUUGGAGAGGGAUCAAAAAGCGUGUUCUCAUUGUUUAUCGCGUUCUAUUCAGCCUUGUUGGUCUCGUUAACAUUGGUGUUCUCAUCGCUGUCCUUCUUCUCAGCCCCAAAGUUGAAUGGCUUGCAACUAUCACUGCGGCUAACCUGGUCACCGGUGUACUUAUCCGCCAGGAUGUCGUCAUAAACACCCUGUACACCAUUUCUUGCUCUGUUCCCAAAUCCUUCCCGUUCUGGAUUCGCCGCCGUUGUGCCAAAAUCUAUCAUCUCGGAGGCGUCCACUCUGCUGCUGGUAUCUGUGCAACCGCGUGGCUCCUUGCCUCUACGAUUCAGGCCACAGUUGCCCGAUUUCAGCUACAAAGUCGACCAUCUGGGUACUCUUUAGCCAACUUGGUGGUCUCCUGGCUGCUCUGUGCUCUCUGCUGCGUUAUUCUUACCUUUGCCCUACCCACUUUUCGCAAAGCUAAGCACAACAUGUUUGAGAAGAUGCAUCGCUUCCUGGGGUGGACCACGCUUGCACUUUUCUGGGCCAAGACGGUUGUUUCUGUAUACGAUUCUACUCCAGCCGGAGAAGAUGUUGGGAUUGCACUAGUCAAGACACCGUCCUUUUGGAUGCUCGGCGUUGCCACAUGCAGCGUUGCCUCCUCCUGGAUCUUCCUGCGUAAAGUCAAGGUCAACGCUGAGCCGCUAUCGGAUCACGCGAUCCGCUUGCACUUUGACUAUACCAUCCCAGUCAACGGUAGCUUUACACGCAUUUCCCACCGCCCACUCAUCGAGUGGCACUCCUUUGCGACGAUCCCUGCCCCUCAGGCUGACGUCGAAAAUGGUAUUGCGCCAGGCUACUCUCUCGUGGUAUCCAACGCUGGUGAUUGGACUAAGGCGUGUAUUCAAAACCCUCCCACAAGCAUCUGGGUUCGUGGCCUUCCGACUUGCGGUGUUAUGCGCAUUGCUACAUUGUUCAAUCGCGUUGUCGUCAUUGCUACUGGAUCUGGCAUCGGCCCUAUGCUGGGCCACAUCGGGCAGCCGAGCUGUCCCACUCGGCUCAUCUGGUCAGCUGCUUCUCCCGAAAAGACAUUCGGUAAGAAGAUAAUGGAUACGAUCAAGGGAACUAUACCCGACGCUAUCAUUCAUGAUACCCGUACCCAGGGCCGGCCCGACCUUGUUCGCAUGGGCUACAACCUAGCCAAAGACUUUGGCGCCGAGGCCGUCAUCAUCAUUGCCAAUGAAAAAAUCACCAAAAAGGUGGUAUAUGGGUUGGAGACCCGGGGUGUCCCAGCCUAUGGUGCCAUUUGGGACAGUUAA